CCUCGCCUGGCUUCCUCUCGUCGCCGGCUGGGUGCUGAAGUUGGGCGGAUGGCAGCGCACCACCGCCGCUAGAGGACCGAGCCGCCUGCCCGCGCCCCCGGACCGCUCGGUGCGCUGCCCACCCUCCAGGCAACUGGCUGACUGGGUAUUGAAGCAGCUGAAAUGCGAAAAAGGCAGCAGACACAAAAUGAAGGAACGCCCGCUGUGUCUCAAGCACCUGGGAACCAGAGACCCAACAACACGUGCUGCUUUUGCUGGUGCUGUUGUUGCAGCUGCUCCUGCCUCACUGUUAGGAAUGAAGAAAGAGGGGACGGUGCGGGAAGGCCUACACUGACCACCAAGAUGGAGAGCGUGCAGGUCAUUGAGGAAUGCCAAAACCCCACUGCUGAUGAAGUCUUGUCCUGGUCUCAAAAUUUUGACAAGAUGAUGAAGACACCAGCAGGAAGAAACCUUUUCAGAGAGUUUCUCCGAACAGAAUACAGUGAAGAGAAUCUCCUCUUCUGGCUUGCAUGUGAAGAUUUAAAGAAAGAGCAGAACAAAACAGUUAUUGAAGAAAAGGCCAGGAUAAUAUAUGAAGAUUACAUUUCUAUACUGUCACCAAAAGAGGUCAGUCUGGAUUCUCGAGUUAGAGAGGUGAUCAAUAGAAAUCUGUUGGAUCCGAAUCCUCACAUGUAUGAAGAUGCUCAACUCCAGAUCUAUACCUUAAUGCACCGAGAUUCUUUCCCAAGGUUUUUGAACUCUCAAAUUUAUAAGUCUCUAGUUGAAAGUACUGCUGCUGGCUCUGCUUCUGAGUCUUAAUUUUCAUUUAAAACAACAAAAAAAAUGAUUUUGGAGGUCUGGGAUGGGAAGUGAAAUUAGUUAAAUAACCGGGGGGGGGGACAGAGUUCCCAGAGAAUGAGAAUUUAGCAUUCCUCAGGCGACUGUGAACACAGUACCACCAUUCUGGUCUUUGUCUCCAUUUUUAUCAAGGUUAUUCAUGGUUCAGUUUGGAAAAAAUACCACUUCCAACCAAUGAAUUGCCAAAUUGAGUUUGUUUUAUUCAACAAUCCAUUCUACUUGCAAGCAAACUGUAUUUGUACUCCUAGAAGAGUCUCCUAGUGUACUACCAGACACUGCAUGUCCGCAGUAACUGCAUCCUUUCCGUGUAGUUGUUGUAAUUAAUAGUUACCCCAAAUGGCAUAACUUAUAUCUGUAUUUAAGGACUUUUGUGCAAUAUGGUCUUAUAGAA
Chrysochloris asiatica (Cape golden mole) is the source of this 1228-nucleotide messenger RNA. RefSeq names its product regulator of G-protein signaling 17 (gene RGS17). NCBI's taxonomy places the organism in Eukaryota, Metazoa, Chordata, Mammalia, Afrosoricida, Chrysochloridae. Bases 163 to 798 code for a protein of 211 amino acids. The transcript has 5 exons. The record is from RefSeq and is a predicted model, not a curated record.